UUUUUUUUUCUCGUUCUCUCUUUUCUUUUACAGCAUAUUAUAUACACUAAUGUCUACCACUGACAAGAGUAUUGCUAGUGAGGAACUUCUCUCAAAUAAGUGGGACCGUGUCAUUUCAAACUUUGUUGUCAAAACUGGUCUUGGUUUAAGUGUUGGUAUUGUAGCCUCAGCAUUAUUAUUCAAAAAACGCACUUGGCCUAUUGCUAUCUCUACUGGAUGGGGAUUCGGUGUUGCUUAUGCUGAUGCUCAGCGUAUCUUCCAUCCUUAUCACGUUCCCGGUGUUGAAUUCAAGAAGGAAAAGCCAGUAGUUUAGAUUUGAUGCCUUUGUUUUGGUAUACAUGUAUAGUUCUUCUUUUUUAGUUUUGUUAUAGUCUUUUCACAUAUCUUUAUUAUUAUCUCCAUUAAAGUAAAAGCAUUGCCAAACAUA
Messenger RNA from Halteromyces radiatus, 427 nucleotides. RefSeq lists its product as uncharacterized. Bases 50 to 313 code for a protein of 87 amino acids. The transcript is spliced from 4 exons. NCBI's taxonomy places the organism in Eukaryota, Fungi, Mucoromycota, Mucoromycetes, Mucorales, Cunninghamellaceae. Gene Ontology annotation, cellular component: mitochondrion; mitochondrial inner membrane; MICOS complex. The record is from RefSeq and is a predicted model, not a curated record.